Messenger RNA from Haliaeetus leucocephalus (bald eagle), 1302 nucleotides. RefSeq names its product somatomedin-B and thrombospondin type-1 domain-containing protein-like. NCBI's taxonomy places the organism in Eukaryota, Metazoa, Chordata, Aves, Accipitriformes, Accipitridae. The record is from RefSeq and is a predicted model, not a curated record. Bases 318 to 1109 code for a protein of 263 amino acids. The transcript is spliced from 6 exons.
CAUCGGCUUCAACCCAGCGGUGCCCGUUCACAGAUGCUCCCAGGCAGCUCUGGGGUUGCACCGUCCCAUGCACGGCGUUUUAUUAAGCAUCCUGGUUAAUUUCAUGAAGUCCUCACCCCAGCCACAGAGCGAAGAGCCAGGAUGGCGAGGGGCGGUGGAGCAGAAGGGAACAGGCUUUGUCCCCCCGCCCAGCCCAGGGGCGGUGCGGCCGGGGCUCCCAACGCCGCCUCGCUCCUCGCCCAGCGUUUGCUGGCUUGGGGGAAAGCCAUCCUUUGGGGAGAAAGCCGUCUCUUGCGGGCUUGUAGGGUCCCGGUGCCAUGCGGGGCCUGCUGCUCUGGGGGGGCUGGCUGCUGGCUGCCGGCUACCUGGUGGGUGCCACGGGCAGCUGCCGGCACCGGUGCUGCCCGGGCAGGAAUAACGCCUGCUGGGUCGCAGGCGCCCGCCGGGCUCGCUGUUACUGCGACUCGUACUGCGAGAGGACGGGCGACUGCUGCGAGGACUACCAUGCCACGUGCCGCCAUGCCGCGGUGGGCUGCGCGGUGGGACCCUGGGGGCCGUGGAGCGGGUGCAGCUCCCCGUGCGGGGUCGGCAGCAAGGCCCGCAGCCGCCAGGUCACCGUUCCGCCCCGGCACGGAGGGGAGCCGUGUCCCGACCUCAAGCAGCGCCGCGGCUGCCUGGGGGAGCACCCGACCUGCGGGACGGCCGAAGAGGUGGCCAAGAUAUUACCCGACUCCUUCAGCCGGGACUUCAGGGAUGCCUGGCGAAGAGCUGGGCUGCUAAGACACCCCAACCUCUUCCCUACCCUCCAACCACCAUUUUCCUCCUUCCUCCCCCCCGUCCCCAGCUACUGCGGCUACUUCCGCCUGACGCAGGUAGGCCCCCCCUGCCGCGGGCAGGCCUGGAGCCGCCAGCUACACCGGGACAAGCGGGUGUGCGUCGAGUGCCGGGGGCACGUGUCCCACCGCCAUCCCCAUUGCACUGGACAUGGGCUGCAAGGAGCCAGGACAUUUUGGGUGGCCGCCUCCAUGGUGGGGUGCCAGGGCUCGUGGGUGCAGGAGGGGCUGCAGGAGGGUUGUGUCUGCUCCCCACCGGCUCUCAUCUUCGUGUAGCAUCCCCCUGGGAAGGCUUGCGGCUCACCCUUGGAGCUGACUUCCUGCAUUUUCCAUUAAGUAUUUUGUUGAAGAAUGGGAAGAAAGCACUGCUUAUAAAGAUUAAAAAUAAGGGAAUUGCGAAAGUAUUGUGAUUAAUGGUGAAAGACCAUCACGCCGAGGUUAAAUUCGGGUGAGAAGGUGAUGUGAUGGU